UACAAAUCAAUCGAUAAUUGUUAUUAUAAGAGGUAUUGCGCAAUUUCCCGUUUUUCAUCAAACUUCUCGGAAAUUUCAGUGUAAACUGGUAAACAGUGAAGCACAAUGAACAACAGAGGAAACAAUGAUUUUGUCGAAGAGAAAUGUGCACCGGUGCGUCGUGGAGCUGGACCCCCGAAGAACGUGGCCGCUCCGCUUCCAAUUGAAUUGAAGCCAAAGUUUCCGAAAACUGAGGAAUCCGCCGUUCCAGCUGAACUUGCACAUACACCACAGACACCUGUGGAGCAGGUUCCGGCCGCACAGUCUGCAAUAGUUGAAGCACCGGUAGUUUCCAAGACUUUGGAGACGGAGAUUAAUGAAGCUCCGGGUGAAGCAGUUGUCGUGGAGGCUGGUCAGCAACAAGAGGGUGGAGGAAGUCAGCUACAAGAGGUUCCAUCGAAUGAUGCAGAUAAGGCUGAUCAGCAACAAAAGAAAAAGAAAAAGGCAAAGAAACCGGCAAAAAAGGACACUGGAACCGCUGUGGCUGUUUUCAUCAGUGAUGACGAGGAUAAGAAGGAUGACCCAAACAAUGCGGUCGGGCAAUUCGUGGAAGAUGAUGACGAUGACAAGAAAAAGAACAAGAAGAAGGAAAAGAAGGAAAGGAUCAAAACACUGGAAAAGGACGAUAACAAGGCAAAAGAUGCAAAAGGACCGUCAAAAGUCAAAAAGGAAAAACUACAGAAAACUGACAGGGGAAGUGCUCGCCAGAAAACCAAAACUGGACAGAGCAACAGGCAGAAACGGCAACAAGGAAGUGUGAGAAGAAGUGCAGCCGCCAAACCUGAAAACGCUACUCCAGUGGCUACAACCCCUCAAGUUCCUACUGGAAAGAACUACGUGCCUCUUCAAAACAUUGCUACAACUCUACCACAGCCUCCUCCAGCUAAGGAUAAGAACAAGGCACCUAGCAAAGAUGCAACGGAAGGACUCCUGAAAUCAUGGAUCUCGAAAGCGAAACAGAAAUAUGUGGGAAAGAAUCCGAACAUCGAAUCAAGUACCCUUAACGGAGAUGAUUCUAUUAUUGCACCGGAGCAAGCCAACAUCAAGCCUGAAAUAACAGCUGUUUACGGCCUCCCAUGUGACUAUGCGCCAAAAACAAUGCCCACCAACAAAGAUGAUAAAAGUCAUCCGGAGAAACUGUUUCCGGGAGGCCGCCCGUUUUGGAUGAGUAAUAAUGGAAAGCCACCACCGGCCAAAGUUAUCACCGUAAAGGACGCGGUUGAUCUAUGUACCAGUGGAAAACUUAAGUUUUUGGAAAGACAGACUGAUGCGCCAGAAGAUUUGAAUCCGUAUUCUGAAGAUUUGCAGGCAAUUUGUGCCAAAGAUAAAGAGUUCUUUUCGGAUUAUAAAAGAAUCUGGACCAACACGUUAUACAACUUAAACCCACUCCCAACUGAUGCUAAGGACCGACCAGACCCGAAAUCUACCAAACCUGUGUCUUUCAAGCUUCCGACAACGACUACUGUUUACAAAAGGAGAGUUCAAUCAGAGGCUCAAAAAGUCACAACUGUGACUUUCCAACCCACACCGAAAGGUCAGAAAAUGAAAAAGAAGAAGUCGUCGCCAAGUAAUAGCUCUGCUACCGUUGAAUGAUGUAGAAUGAAGGUUUUGAAGUUUUGG
Messenger RNA from Caenorhabditis elegans, 1659 nucleotides. NCBI's taxonomy places the organism in Eukaryota, Metazoa, Nematoda, Chromadorea, Rhabditida, Rhabditidae. The record is from RefSeq.